AGACGGUAGCUGCUCUCUCUCUUUCCUUUUCUCAACCGUUCCCUUCUCUCUGUUGGAGAAGGACGUCUCUUCUACCAGAUUUCCCUAUUUCCGAAGCAAAACCCUAGCAAUCGAUCGCUUCAGAUCUCAUCAAUCCUUUCCCCUUUUCCAGAUUCCAGGCAUUAAAUCCAUGUCGAUUCUCGACUGCUCACCUUAAACAAGAUCCCUCUCUCUUCUCUCUACGAGAGAAGAAAUAAUGGUGGUUUCCGGCCCGCUGACGCCUGGUCAGGUUUCUUUCUUGCUUGGAAUUGCCCCUGUCUUUAUAGCAUGGAUAUAUUCUGAGAUACUGGAGUAUAAGAAAUCUUCAUCUCAUUCUAAAGUUCACUCGGACAUCAAUUUGGUUGAAUUGGGAAAUGACACAAUCAAGGAAGAUGAUCGGGUUAUCUUGGUUGAAGGAGGACUUGCAAAAUCAGCUUCUGCUAGAUUUCAUAGUUCAUCAGUUAGAGCUAACCUAAUCAGGUUCUUAACAAUGGAUGAGCCCUUCUUGCUUGAGAAUCGAGCAACUUUAAGAGCCAUGUCCGAAUUUGGGGCACUUCUGAUGUACUUUUACAUAUGUGAUCGGACAAAUGUCUUUUCAGACUCUAAAAAGAACUACAGCCGGGACCUUUUCCUCUUUCUCUACGUUCUGCUUAUCAUAGCUUCAGCUAUGACUUCUCUCAAGAAGCACCAUGAUAAGUCAGCGUUCUCUGGCAAAUCCAUACUUUACCUUAAUCGGCAUCAAACCGAGGAAUGGAAAGGAUGGAUGCAGGUAUUAUUUUUAAUGUACCACUACUUCGCUGCAACAGAGAUAUAUAACGCAAUACGUGUGUUCAUUGCUGCUUAUGUCUGGAUGACUGGAUUUGGGAACUUCUCCUAUUAUUACAUUCGAAAGGAUUUUAGCCUUGGGCGCUUUGCUCAGAUGAUGUGGCGGCUGAAUUUCUUGGUGACAUUCUCCUGCAUUGUUCUUAAUAAUGACUAUAUGCUGUAUUAUAUCUGUCCCAUGCACACGCUUUUCACUCUCAUGGUGUAUGGAGCACUUGGCAUUUUUAACAAGUAUAACGAGAUUGGGUCAGUGAUGGCUGUGAAGAUCAUCGCAUGUUUUUUGGUGGUUAUUUUGUUUUGGGAAGUUCCUGGAGUUUUUGAUCUUUUAUGGAGUCCUCUGACAUUCCUACUAGGAUACCAAGAUCCAGAUCCUUCAAAAGCAAAAUUUCCGCGCUUGCAUGAAUGGCAUUUCAGAUCGGGCCUUGAUCGCUAUAUCUGGAUCAUUGGAAUGAUAUAUGCUUACUAUCACCCUACUGUUGAAAGGUGGAUGGAGAAACUAGAGGAAUCUGAAACCAAACAAAGAUUGUCGAUUAAAGCUAUCAUCGUGACUCUUUCCUUAUUGGCUGGUUAUUUGUGGUUUGAACAUAUUUACAAGAUGGACAAAGUCACAUACAAUAAGUUCCAUCCUUACACAUCAUGGAUACCCAUAACUGUUUACAUUUGCUUGCGGAAUUUCACACAGCAUCUCCGAAGUUUCUCUUUGACUCUCUUUGCGUGGCUUGGCAAGAUAACUUUGGAAACCUAUAUUUCCCAGAUCCACAUCUGGCUGAGAUCUAACAUGCCCAAUGGACAGCCCAAAUGGCUACUUUGUCUCAUUCCUGACUAUCCCUUGCUGAACUUCAUGCUUACAACUGCCAUUUAUAUCCUGAUAUCGCACCGGCUAUUUGAUCUGACAAAUGUGCUCAAGUCAGCCUUUGUGCCCAAUAAAGAAAACAAGCGUCUGCUGUACAAUUUCAUCGCUGGAGCCUUGAUAUCAAUCUCUUUGUAUUGCAUUUCAUUGAUUCUUGUUCAGAUUCCUCGGUUGCUGGUAAGAGAUUGUGGCCCAAAGAAGAUUAAGACAAGACAACUUGUUGGGGCUGAAAAAUUCAGAUACCCGCUAAUAAGCGGGUCGGUGGUGAAGGUUUUGUUUGAGGAAAAAUGCUUUGAGAGGGGCUGUGUUUCCAUUUUUGAAAGAAUUGCUGAAGCUCUUGAAUUGCGAGCUCGUGUGGCACUUGUGGGAGCAGAUCUCUUUUCAAGUGGAUAGAAGAUGGUUUGGGUUGGCUGGAAGGAGAUAUGGGUAAUGAUGGGGGCAGAUUUGAUUUUUAAAUUCUUGGGGAAGGCCUUUUUGUUGAUGUUUGUUAUUCUUUUUCUAAUGAGAAGUUGAGAGAAAUUGGUGUUUGUGUUACAUGCAUGUGUAUGCUUCCUGUGAUAUCUAAUAAAUUCUAGAUUCGAGGUAAA
This is a messenger RNA of Magnolia sinica, 2277 nucleotides long. RefSeq names its product protein REDUCED WALL ACETYLATION 3-like. Gene Ontology annotation, cellular component: Golgi apparatus. The record is from RefSeq and is a predicted model, not a curated record. The transcript is spliced from 17 exons. The coding region runs from base 236 to 2083 and encodes 615 amino acids. NCBI's taxonomy places the organism in Eukaryota, Viridiplantae, Streptophyta, Magnoliopsida, Magnoliales, Magnoliaceae. Gene Ontology annotation, molecular function: acetyltransferase activity. Gene Ontology annotation, biological process: xylan biosynthetic process; xyloglucan metabolic process; plant-type secondary cell wall biogenesis.